Rotaria sp. Silwood1 is the source of this 1206-nucleotide messenger RNA. The record is from the annotation of a GenBank genome assembly. Lineage: Eukaryota; Metazoa; Rotifera; Eurotatoria; Philodinida; Philodinidae.
AUGGCUAUUCAUAUUUCAUAUCCGACAACGCCACAAUUUCGACAAGUAGUUGACGAUGUAAACAAGUACGCAAGUCUCUCACCAGAUAAUCAUGAUAAACAACUACCUACAUUGAAUUUCAUUGGCACUGUUAAAUUGCAUGGCUCCAAUGUAGCCAUUGGAUAUCAAAUAGAAUCGGGUUACUGGUAUCAAUCACGAAAUCGUUUGAUCACACCGUAUGAUGAUUAUGCCGAUUUCGCUCAACAUAUGAAUUCUCUUGCAGGACAGUUUUUCACUGCUCAUGUUCUUCCGUAUUGCCCAACUAUCCGUGAACAUUACAUGGGUGGUGAUAAAGUUGUCAUUUAUGGUGAAUGGUGUGGUGGAAAUAUUCAAAAACAUGUAGCUAUUAGUGGCCUUCCACUUAUGUUUGUUAUCUUCAAAGUGAAAAUAGUAAAUCAAUCGGAGACAACUGCACAUACUGCUGAUGCAGAUAAUCAAGAACAAGAACAAAAGCCUGUAAGGACCUAUUGGCUCGAUCCAAAAGAAUGGACAAAUAUAAAAUGGCAUGAAUAUUCUAUUUAUAAUAUUUUAGAUUUUCCAACUUACACAAUCGACAUUGACUUUAAUAAUGCUGAACUUUCACAGGAUAUAUUGACAAAAAUUGCUGAACAAGUUGAACAACAAUGCCCUGUAGGUACUUAUUUUAAUCGAUUAGGCAUUGGUGAAGGUGUUGUAUGGACCGAAUGGGUUCAAACACGUGGUAAUCUUACUUUCAAAGUCAAAGGUCGACAGCAUUUGGUCACGCAAGCUAAAGGAUUGGUGUCUGUUAAAGCAACAAGAUUUGCCGAUGUUGGUGAAUUUAUUGAGUAUGCAUGUACAGAAAAUCGAAUGUAUCAAGGACUUGACUACAUGCGUGAACAAAAUGUGUCCAUAGAAAUGAACACUAUGAAUAUAUUUCUCAAAUGGUUACGAGAAGAUAUUUGCAAAGAAGAAAAAGAUACUAUGAAUGUAUCGAACAUAAGCGCUACGAAAAUAAAUGAAGCCAUAAGAAAAAAAGCCGAAACAUGUUGGGCAGGAUUUUUCAGUCGUAAAGAAAAUGAGGCUUGUAUACCAAUCGUCGAUGAUUGUAAGUCUGGUUUAAAAUGUCGUCUGUCAGCAUCUUGCACGAUUUUCAGUGGUGCGAAGAAAGUGAUGUGCUGUCGACCUCCACGAAUAUUUAAAAAGUGA